AUGGUAAGCUAUGUGUGUACCAUGUCUACUUCAUUUACAUACUGUGUUCUCUUCGUGGCUGCAUUCCUUGCCUGUUUGUUAUCUGCAGUUGGAUACCCUGCGGCGGGUCGUCAUCCACGCCGAUGGGCACAGCAACACUAAUGCGGUACGUACGGCGAGGAAGGAAGGAAGAAAUACCGAUGAAACCAAUCCAACGUUGUGUCUUGCAUCAGGCGGGGAAGUCUUCACUACGACGACGGCCUCCUGAACAAGGAGAAGACAUGCCCAUGGGAGACAUAAUGGUACUCGAGUACUCACGUGUGUCAGAAAUUCAGAAUGCUCGCUGAUUCAGACUAAUGCGAAGCUAAUAGGCGGGUCAGCCACUUCAUUCGUGACGUCAUCAAGGGCUCUUCACAUUGUGACGAACACUUGGCACCUGUCCCUUUGGUCUGGUCUUUCAGCUCAGCGAGAGAAGCUGGCGGCGCCGUUGGGCCCCAGCGUUGUCCUUAUCCUGAAGGCCACUCAGGUGCGUAAGGAAGACAGAACAAAGAGGAUAAUGCACCAUUUUGCUCAUGUCUCCUCUAUGUAUGAAUCAUCUGUUUCUCUACGCCUACUUGGCUGCACCGGCGGCCGUUUAUUGGUCGGAUCCGCGGCGAAUAUGGAUGGCAACGAGCGGGAGCACCUCGUGGACGAGGUACUCACUCACACCCACCCGACAUUGGACGGAUAGAUGGAUGGAUGGAUACGGAUGGGUCUGUCUGUGUCAGGUGGUAGAGGACUGAGCGGGCACUCAAGGACAGCUCGAAGGACGGCUGCAAUGAGGACGAGCUCGUGGACUACGUCAAAGAAGGCUGCGGCCACAAGGAGCUGACCAGGAACACACGAUGAUAUCACACAGAACGUCCACACACACACACACACACACACAGAGAGAGAGAGAGAGAGGAUCUGAUUGAUACAUGAGUGUGUCGUGUGUGCUGGCUAUGUGCAGACCAGGGACGGCUGCUACAGCGGUCCAUCAAGGGAUCAAUCACCGCUGCCGAGGCCAUCCGCCACACCAUCAGCAGCAGUGACAGCAGCAUCGGAAGGCAGCAGAAGGCAGCGGCAACAGCAGCCAUACCGCCCCCCGACAGACAGAGGGCGCGUGAGGGGACGGACGACGAGGGCGGCACGGCAUCCACCACCAGGUGCGUACAGAAGGCACGGCAACGCAUUUGUUUCUUAUGCGCAUUGGUCUGUCUCCCUUCAGGCCGUCAGCAGGGCGGCGCUGGGCAAGAGGGUCAGCAGCCUCCUGGCAACAGCCUUCGAGGUGAUGGUCGUCGAGAAGGUCCUGUGCAGCAGCAGAAUGGUGUCCGAAGGUGAGCACAGGACGGACACACGGACAACGAACAGCUCUCACGAUGCAUGUACAUACGUACCCUCUCACCUCCCCUCUUCCCUCCCUCUGUGUUGUCUGCCUUCUUUCAGGGUAUAGUGAGUUGCGGGCUAGUGUCAAUCGGUAGUACACGAGGGGCGAUGAGGUCCGCAGCCGCCCCGCGCCUCGCGACUCUCCUGCCGGCCCACACGCCGAUGGCCCACGGCGAUUGCUGCACCAGCAGCCAACAGAGCCCGCCUCGCCAUCCACUCACCCCCAGCCGUCGCGCCAGCAGCGAGAGGCCGACCAGCAGAAGGCCGACGAGGCGGGGGCUGAGGGGCAGAGAGGCGAGAAGGCCGACGAGGGUGCCCAGCCGUCUGGCGCAGCAGCAGAUGGGUUGGACGGCAUGGAUGAUGGUCGGGAGGACACACACGGGUGAGUGAGUGGACAGAAAGAAACACAAUUAUGUACAUACGUGCCAUCCAUCCAUCCAUCUCUCUGUGAGUCAGACCAAGUCGCCAGUGCCACGCUCUGUUGUCGAGCCCUCGCCCAACAAGAACGCGCAGAUGUCUUAAGACCACACCAACGAGGGGUUGGCCGCUCAGCUGCCGUGCGUGGUGCUGACGAUGCCCGUGAGGGGGACAGAGGACGAUGGGCUGCGGGGGACGGGGAGAGGGCCGCCUGAUGAGGAGGGUGCCACCCACCGGACGGCUCCUUAUGGUGAGAGAGAACCAGGGAAGGACGAGGGAGGGGUGGGGAGGGUGCUCGUGUGAGUGCAUUCAUUCGUUCAUUGGUUCAUUCGAUGAAUGGACGUGUCAGGUGUGUUGGCGCGUAAGUUGCUGCAGUGUCUCGAGGCGCAGCGGCUCAGGGACCUCGUGAUCGGAUUCAAGGUGAGGGGCGGCAUGGCAUGCUGGUGGCUUACUCUAUUGAUGCGUGUCUGCGUGUCUGUCGCUGUGUGUGUACGGAAGGGUAUACGCAUUUCUCCUGUGCUUGUUAUGUUCGUGUGUCAGGCGUUGCUGCACGAGCCAGCCGAUGUCACAGCGACUCUCAUCUCGUCCAUCAAGGACAUGGUGAGGGCUGACAGACACUUGGAAGGAAGGCGUUCAGUUCAGAUCAAUGCAAUGCAUUCUGUUGUGUGUAUGCAUGGUGCAGGGGGCCUCGAGUCUGUCGUCCUUUGUCCCACUGUGGUUCGAGUGCAUCAAGGGGCAUGCCCUGCUCCUCCCUCCCCCUACCCCCACGCCGCCCCCCAAGCAGUGCCUCAUCCUUCCGCCGCCCCGCUAA
Vitrella brassicaformis is the source of this 2614-nucleotide messenger RNA. The record is from the annotation of a GenBank genome assembly. NCBI's taxonomy places the organism in Eukaryota, Vitrellaceae.